This is a messenger RNA of Stereum hirsutum FP-91666 SS1, 685 nucleotides long. RefSeq lists its product as uncharacterized. The transcript has 3 exons. Bases 109 to 549 code for a protein of 146 amino acids. NCBI's taxonomy places the organism in Eukaryota, Fungi, Basidiomycota, Agaricomycetes, Russulales, Stereaceae. The record is from RefSeq and is a predicted model, not a curated record.
GUCGCUCUCUUCACUUUUUUUGUACACUUUUUCGACGCCGCGCGUCCUUCAUUUCUUCGCUUCCACGCCAAUUCUCCUGAGCUAGUCUCAUAUUCCUUCCAAUCCACGAUGAAGUUCACAUCCGUCAUGAUCCCCCUUUUCGCUGGCCUCGUCGCCUCGGUCGCUGCUGCACCGAUGUCCAAGCGAGACGUUGACCCUAGUCUGAUCCCUAGCCUUGGAUUCAGCGCUGGCGUUAACCCCACUGGUACCGGAGACUGUGAUGGUGCUGUGAACGGUGCGGACGGUAAACCUAUCGCAGUACCGUGUGCAUGCCCACCAACCCAGGAUGUCUUCAAUCAGCACCUCCAAGCCGAUGUAGCAGCAGGUCAUGCCGUCAACAACCCCUCCGUCGCCACUCCAUUCCCCACGGACGGCUCAGUCGCUUCUCAGCUUGCGCGCGUUAACACCGCUCUCGUGUCCCUGCAGAACUUGAACGGUCCGGGCAAGGGAUGCCCUGCCGUUUCGACGACGCUUCAGGCUCAACAGAAGGCGCUGCAACAACAGCUCUAGGGAUUGGUGGGGCUGAUCGGGAAGAUCAUCUGGUGUUGAUGCAUAGAUUAUUUGACGGGCGUAUAUUUGGAUGGAUACCCAUGUGUCUCAGGAUUUACUUAAUAUUGGCAAUCGAAUGUCGAGGAGGGUGUUCAGA